AAAACCACUCAGCGACCUUGGGCUCCAUCGCGGUCUCAUUACUUGCAUACUAUUCAACCAGCACUUGGUGAUCCAAAACGCGGCUCUCCCGUACUGAUGGCUACAACACCGAAGAAAGACUUCUUGCAAAAUGACUAUGCAACACAGGAAAUUCUGCAAAAAAUCCUCACGACCUUGGAGGACUCGAAUAUAACGGAGAAAGGGAACAAGGACACAUAUAACAGGUUCUGGGCGUCUUAUAAUCAGGCUGCAACAGAGUACGACGGCGAGUUUCUAGAGCGGAACAGCAGCGACAUGGACAUCGUACUCCUUUCUUCUGGUCUCUUCGCCGCUAUCAAUACCGCCUUUAUUGUUGCCAUGCAACCCAACACCACGACCCCCUUAUUGUGGCAGCUCGUUCAGAACACAUCAUCGAAUACCACCAUCUCACCUCUCGCUGCCUCAGCAGCAAACCCGCCAAAUACUAUUUGGUUUCAGACCUUUGCAUAUGCUGCAUUGUCGCUCGACCUUCUGGCUGCUUUCGGGGCUGUCCUCGGCAAACAGUGGCUCAGCCAUUACAAAUCGACUGCUCGUGGAAAGGACAGACAAGAAAAGUUAGACGGUUUGGAAGCAUGGCACUUCCACGCUGUGCUGCUAUCAUUUCUCAUGUUACUGCAAAUCUCGUUCUUUAUCUUUGGAAUUGCUCUCUCAGCCUUCGUAUGGAAUCAGCAAGGAGCUACAGCAAUCGCUGUUAUCGUGGUGAUGGCGUUCGGCUUGUUCUUUUGCUUAUUCAUUAUCGUCGCCUCCUUGAAAUUCCCGCAAUGUCCCUUUCAAACUUUUAUUUCAGCAUUCCUUCGCUUCAUUGGGGGGCACCUCCCAGCCCAAGUCACGGCGGGCUGGAAAGGGAGCAAGGAGAUGUGUUCGUCACACGACCCUAGAGAGCUCAAGGAGAGUCGGGAGAUAGCCUCUGCGGUACGAUCGAUGAGGUGGAUAUUCAACACUUCCACAAAUCCAGAGGUGAUCAGUUCGGCUGCUUGGCUGCUGCCGACCAUCAGAUGGGCCCCUAAGGUGAACAUGACAGCUGCAUGCUUACAAUUGCAGUCUACUUUUGCGGCAUGCUUUCAUGAUAAUGCCCUGCUCAGUAAUUCGGCACGCCGAAGAGCUCUUGCGUGCGGGAGAGCCUUGCACUAUCUCGUAUGCAAUAAAACUAUCGAGACCAUCAUUUCCUCGGAUUUAAUGCGCUUUGAUGAUUGGACUGAUUGGCGUCACCUCAGUCUUCCCUGGGGACUUGAGAGGUGUAAAGAAUUUUUUUCGCCAGUAUGCCACCACUUUCGAUGAAGAGCAUGAAGAUAAAGCACGUGAUUCCUUGCGCCUGGCCAUCGUGACUGGCUGCCCAGGAUUUUUGCAGCCAACCGAUACUGCAUUGAUCUGGGAUGGUGUUUUCGACUGGAAGGAGGACUCGCGUACCACAGACGACUUUGAUUGGCUCGUGGACUUCCUGGUACACUUCCGGAAGUCCGAAACGAGGGACUUCGAUGCCAUGGGAGAUGCACUGCUCGUAUUGAGUGCCAUGCGGGGUUUGGGAGGUUACACCAGACGAGACAAUUACCUUGACGCCAUGCUGCCCUUCGAGCUGUAUUCGAUGCUCGUUUUGAACUA
Messenger RNA from Suillus discolor, 1638 nucleotides. RefSeq lists its product as uncharacterized. Lineage: Eukaryota; Fungi; Basidiomycota; Agaricomycetes; Boletales; Suillaceae. The record is from RefSeq and is a predicted model, not a curated record. Bases 97 to 1317 code for a protein of 406 amino acids. The transcript has 3 exons.